Messenger RNA from Nicotiana attenuata, 624 nucleotides. RefSeq lists its product as uncharacterized. NCBI's taxonomy places the organism in Eukaryota, Viridiplantae, Streptophyta, Magnoliopsida, Solanales, Solanaceae. The transcript has 2 exons. Bases 1 to 624 code for a protein of 207 amino acids. Gene Ontology annotation, molecular function: nucleic acid binding. The record is from RefSeq and is a predicted model, not a curated record. Gene Ontology annotation, biological process: DNA integration.
AUGCCUGGACAGAAGAUAAAAUCAGGGGUUUUGAUGAUUCUCUCAUUUUUGGACUUUGCAAGUUUGGCUAGUGCAAAUGAUUACUUCUCGAAAUGGAUUGAAGUUGUUUCCCUUAAGAAAGUAAAGAAGGAAAAUGUGGCUAACUUCAUCCGAGUCAAUAUUAUCUAUCGUUUUGGCAUUCCUCGACAUUUAUUGACGGACAAUGGUAAGCCAUUUGAUAACAAGUUGAUGAAUAAAAUAUGUGAUCUUUUGGGCUUCAAGCAACGAAAUUCCUCUAUGUAUUAUGCUGCUGCAAAUAAACUUGCCGAAGCAUUUAACAAGACGCUAUACAACUUUUUGAAAAAGGUUUUCUCUAAGUCUAAAAGAGAUUGGCAUGAGAUAAUGGAAGAAGCUCUUUGGGCAUAUAGGACCACAUAUCGCACGCCAACGCAAGCGACCCCUUAUUCACUUGUUUAUGGAGUUGAAACAGUCCUUCCACUUGAGCGUCAAAUCCCAUCGUUGCAGCUUGCCAUUCAAGAAGGAAUCACUGAUGAAGAAAAUGCCCAGUUACGCCUUGAAGAAGUGGAAGCUCUUGAUGAAAAGAGGCUAGAAUCUCAUAAUAACUCGCCUAUCUCGAUCGUAUGA